Molecule: messenger RNA, 1733 nt
Organism: Nilaparvata lugens (brown planthopper)
Lineage: Eukaryota; Metazoa; Arthropoda; Insecta; Hemiptera; Delphacidae
Product: KICSTOR complex protein kaptin-like
Exons: 8
Coding region: 303-1568 (421 amino acids)
Biological process (GO): cellular response to amino acid starvation; actin filament organization; negative regulation of TORC1 signaling
Cellular component (GO): lamellipodium; actin cytoskeleton; KICSTOR complex
Molecular function (GO): actin filament binding
Source: RefSeq, a predicted model, not a curated record
CCAACGGCGUAAUGUAAAUAGAAUUUUGUCAACAGAACAGCAAGAUAAUCCUUUUUUUUUGUGAUAUGACGAAAAAAGUAAAGUGUCUUCAAUUGUGUGAUAUGUUUAUGCUAAUUAUUAUCAGUUCAUUAGUGCGAUUACGCUCAAAACAGAACAAUUUUGAAGUGUUUUCUUUAGUUUCAUAACUGAAAAGUUUGUUUGUUCUUGCCCGACUAUGAUGAGUAUUUUCCAACGUAUUUGUGGAACAUGUGCUUUUAAUUAUUGUUUUCUAUUACAUAACUGAAAUUUAAAGUGGUACUGCUAUGGACAAUAUUUUAGAUGCACAUUACUUUUUAUUGCCAAGUCAAGGGAAUAUUUACACACUCUCCAAGAUAACACAAACAAAUGGUGUAAAUAAAGUACUGUUUUCGUCUCUCAAAAGAAAACUUUUCUUGCUGGAAUAUCAUGAUCAUUUGGACGGUUGUCUAAAACCUGUCAUAAAAGAAAUUUUAUUUACGUAUAUACCAAAUGGUGCCGAGAUAAUAUCUUUAGAUGUCUUCAACAAAUCUACUGUCUGUGAUGAUUUUUUUAUAGGAAUUACCAUUAUCAAGCCAAACCCCGACCACAAUAAUGAAACAUAUUUGAAUAUAUAUUCGGAACAAGACUUGGAUGUGAACCCAGAACUGAACAUUGAAAGCAUUGCACAAAAUUGCCUUUCAAUCGAUUUAAACUUUGUACCAUAUCAACUUUACCAUACACAAAUUCUUCGACAGUUUGACGAUGCGGAGCCCAGGAGAGAGACCAAUUCUUUCAUUUAUUAUAAUAUAGAUUAUCAAUUUUAUUCCAGGAGAAUCACAGCAUUCGGCUGUGAAUGUGGCCAUAUGCAGAUAAGUGUGGUUGACACAGUUCAAAGCACAAUACUUUCCUCCCACGUCACUCAGUUCGAAGGCUCAGUGUCCAGGGUUCAGCUGUUCAACCUCUGCAAUUAUGUCAACUUACCAGCGUUGGAUUUGAUCUCAGAUAAACAUAGAAAACAGGAGACCAAAGAUGAAAUGGCAAUUAAUGUAGUGGUUACCAGCACACUCCAGCUCUCUGCAGUGUUCAUGGAUAUUGUGAACCAGGGACUGAAUGUUCGAUGCAAUCUGGAAGGCAGUGAUAAGUAUGACUCAGUACUGUGCUCAUGUCUGGCAGAUGUGGAUAUGGACGGAGAGGUCGAAAUCAUUAUUGGAACUUAUGCUCAGGAAUUAUUAAUGUACAAAUACGAGGCCGAUAAGUGGGAGCUAAAAAGCAGGAGAAGUCUGGAGCUUCCUAUCCAGUCACUUCUGUAUGUGGACGUGACAGGUGAUGGCAUGAGAGAGCUUAUAGUGUUGACACUUGGAGGGCUCCAUGUAAUGCAGCAUAAUCAGGAUCUAGUCUAUGACAAGUUACAAAAUCGGCUCAAACAACUAUUCAAAAAUGAGGAGCUGCCAACCGUUGAAAAAGAAAAAGACUUGAUUGAGAAGACUGAGGAUGAGCGAACCGAUGAGAGUGAGACAGAUGAUGCAAAUGUCUCAGAAUACAAUCAUCCUAUCUUCGUCACCGGAAAUUAAAACUAACGCCUGAAAUCCUAACAAAAGUCACGAGUCCCACUGUUUAAUGUAAGGAAAUAUUUUAUAUUCCAAGAGAUAUUUAGUGUGUAGAUCAUAUUUUAUUAUUUGUGUACUCAUUAACUAUUUUUAUGCUGAUCAUUUGUUGAAAAUAAAACUGUAACCGAA